This is a messenger RNA of Pyricularia oryzae 70-15, 1126 nucleotides long. RefSeq lists its product as uncharacterized. The coding region runs from base 41 to 976 and encodes 311 amino acids. The record is from RefSeq and is a predicted model, not a curated record. NCBI's taxonomy places the organism in Eukaryota, Fungi, Ascomycota, Sordariomycetes, Magnaporthales, Pyriculariaceae. The transcript is spliced from 2 exons.
CGUCUCUCUGUAACGCAAGCACUUGAUUUCUGUCGUCACAAUGCUUCUCGCACCCAUACAAUGUCACCUGAGCGCUGCACCAGAGUCAACCACCAUUACUCUUGGCAGACUCCGUUCCAGGACCGCGACAGCCCCGAGAGCGAAAACAGCAACAUUCACAGAGCCUUUUCUUCAAACAAGACAACCGAAAACUGCCAUCAAACAUGCCCCAGAAGCUCAAGAUGCCCAGAAACCACAAGCAUGCUUCUGGCAGGGCGAACCAACUCAACCCAAGCCAGCCUCGCCCGCCGCCCCGGCCGAGGAAUUUGCCAUUUGGGAGGCCUGCGAAUACCUCCGAUGCUUCGUGCGCGACAACUGGGGCGAGGCGGCCGAGCACGCCGCCGUCAUCGAGUGCGAGAUGCCCAUGGCCCGCAUCCGAGAGUUCGGGAAGCUGCCCGAGAGGCAGGGCACGCGGUCCUGCACGCGCCUCAUCCGCAUCCCCGUGCUGGCCGAGGAGAUUGGCCAUCGGCUGUGGAGGCUGCUGUCGGAACAAGUGGCACUUGACUCGCUGGCGACUGGAGAGGAGGAUUGCGCGGCGACCGCGGCGCUGGCCCUCUGUCGUGGUCGCGACUCGGAUCAGGGGCAGGACUUGGAGGGGGCUUCGGACACGCUCAAGCGGCCGCAGUACAAGCAGUGCUGGAAUUGUCAUGGCCAGAGCAAAUACCGAGAGUUCGAGGAGUCGGCCGGGGCCAUAACCUCGUGCUAUCGCUGCAUGGAGUGCUUCUACAGGUUCGACGUCAAGACGACUGCGACGUCGGUGGUUGGCUCAAGGUACUGUGGCGCAGGUGAAAAGGAAUCAUUGCCGACGAGCUUUGGCAGGAGGUCAUCUUGGUCGGAGUAUACGAUGGAUGUUUGGAGACGCCGCGACCCUAGAAACAUCAAGCAUAGCCCAAGGCCAGUCGCUGAGCCUGUCAGUUUCGAGUUUUUAUGGACAUGAAACAAACAUUUCGGGCGAACAGGCUGAGAAGCGACCGCGAUCUAGUUUCAUACAGUCAGUGAACCAGUCUGUGGUGGAAAAUGUCCUGAAACAUAGCACUCAGCCACAAAGCCUGAUUUUGUGGUGCAAUAUGAUCUAUGAGUAUCAAUU